GACUCGACUCCAGCCGAAUUUCCUCGCCGUGAUAUUAGCCACAACAAAAAAUUCGUGGUGGUCGCGCAAAAAGUUUUUGGCGCUACGCUAUUUUUCGCGUUUCUCCCUUCAGCAAGGUGCUACUGCUCAUCAGCCACGUCGUUGCCUCGUCCAGAAUUUAGCAGCACGUCGACGGUGCGAAACUGCACAAUCACGCAAGAGUUAUAGGGCAAAUUCAGCAUUCACAAUGGCGGGAGAGCAGCAGCAGUUUUUUCUCAAAUGGAACGACUUCCAGUCGAACAUGGUGUCGUCAUUCAAACACCUGCGAGAUGAGAAAAGCUUCACGGAUGUGACAUUGGCUUGCGAUGGUCAGACUUGCAAAGCACACAAAAUGGUCCUGUCCGCUUGUAGUCCUUACUUCAAAUCUUUAUUAGAGGAAAAUCCGUCCAAGCAUCCAAUUAUAAUUCUAAAGGACGUUGCGUACAGUCAUCUACAAGCUAUUCUAGAAUUUAUGUAUGCAGGUGAAGUAAACGUUUCGCAAGACCAGUUGCCAGCAUUUCUCAAAACAGCAGACCGGCUUAAAGUUAAAGGACUAGCCGAAGCUCCUGGUGCCAUUAAGAGAGAAGGUUAAAGAUUUGCACGUAAAUAUGGUAUUUGAAAAGUGUGGACUGAAAAAACAGUGUAAUAAUGUAAAGUGAUUGAGUAAAUACACCACACAACAUAAACACACACAACACGACAUACAUAAUAAAUACAUUAUAAAGACAUGUAAAAAAGAUAAAAACACUGCGUGUGCACACAACUCAGUGUCCUUCGGUUCAUGACUUGGAUCAACACGCGGUGAUGAUGUAAAAUAAUGCCUUUUUCUUAUUCUCAGUUAAUGUUAACGGUUGUAUCGAUAGUAUGUACACGUACAUGCAUGUAGAGAAAAGAUGUUGAUGUUUGUCUUGAACCCAUUAUGCCAUAUUGUGGCGCAACAAUAACAACACUGAUUAUUUUUUUAAAACGAAUCGUCGCGAAAAGGUGGGUCGCGAUAGUUUACGAUGCAUGCUGACCGGGACAGUCUUGGUGGAUCAAGUUGGAAAUGUUGACAACACCUGUUACAACGGUCAUUCUUUUCAAGCCGAUCUACCUGAUUCACAGCACUACCCUAUCGAUUCUAUUUGGUAGAUCUACUCACGAAGUAGCGUUAUCUCUCUCUCUCUUCCGUUUGUUUUUGUCAUAGCUGUCACUUGAUUCAUCCAUGGCAGCAUAUCGAAAUAAAAAAUAUGAAAGUCUCUUUUUUGAUAAAAAAAGAUCUAUACUGUUUUCUUCAUCGUCUGUUUUUGCAAAUUAUCAUGAUUAUGAAGCUGUCCUUUUGAGAAAUCGAUCCCAUGAGGCAUUCAUAAUUCAUAUCGCGAUAAAUUGUAAUGAAAUCGUGUCAGAUGAAAGCCGUGCUUCUAUCGUGGAUAGAUUUGCGAAAUUCUCGGCAAAUCAUUUGAAGAAUGUCAAAUCAGGUUUACUGGAAGUAGUAACAUGCGCGUAUACAUAAUUAUUUUUAAUCAAUUUUGCAGUAUUGAGACAUUGUUGUUUUGUAUUCGUACAAAAUAUAAAAAAAAAACAAAGAAAAGAAAUACAAAAGGAAUUGUAAUAUCGUAAUUAAUCUCCGUACAAGUUACCUCUUCUAGUGAUCAUGAUUUUUACUUAACCAAAUACUGCCAGUAUUUAUACCGGCGUAUUCACAAUAUUACCGAUAUAGACCAAAUUUAUUUAUGAUAAUAAUAUAUUAAGGGUUGAAUGUCUUAAAUUGAGGGAAGGUUAUUGUAAUAUAUGUAAGCGAAGUAAAUUUUUGUAAAGUCGGAGCUCACAGUUCCUUUUCCCUCCCGAACAAUCAGGACGCUCGGAAAAGUCUGAGGAAAAAAAGUCAGGAAACAUCGAGUCAAGGACGCAAAAAAUUUGUUGUAGACGCUAUAUUUUUCUUUGCCGGCAAUAUUGUUUUAAUUUUCAAAUUUUGCACGUUUAUAUUAUUUUUUAAAUUUUAUGACGACACGUUCCAUCAGUUGCGUUUAUCUAGAGAUAAGUCGACGCUCGUAAUUCCUGACUUUGCUGGCUCAUGUAAUUACAUAUUGAGAAAUUCUUCAGCGUUUCGCGAGUUUCCCUGCGAGUUAAUUGUCCUUGUGCCUAAUAUGAAUUUACUCCAAUCUUUACUUGGAUUAUGCCGAAUUAGCACGAGUGAACUUUUACGGACACUGAAUGCCGACUUAGGAUCGUAUUUACAUAAUUGAACGUCAAUCAAUCACCGCAGAACGUUACGAAUUAUAACGCAUCGUUUCUUACGGAUUUUGCUUCGGAUGUUUUUUGAAUUACAUGUGAAAUCGCCUCGAUCGAAUUACGUUGUAAGAAUGGCCCAUUGAAAAGAACUCGUUUAUAAGAAAAUAAGAAUUUAAGUUAUUCCGUACGAUAAAGCCAUUAUUCUGGUUAUGAAAUGAUUUUGUAUCAAAAUAAAAUGGCUUUCAUACAAAUUUCGGCGAUUGCCUGACGAUAAGUUCUUAUAAUUAACGGGACCAUUCUCGUGCAAGUAAAAUUUGCAAUGUAAGAAUAGUUUGUAAACAUUUUAAAAUGAGCUCGAUUUUUUGUGUUAUUGUGUGCAAUCAAAGGCUUCAGCAUCUUUCGCAGUCAUCCGAUAGCAAUAUCGCGUAAAUAUGUUUAAUCUCAGUAUUUAAGGCAGUGUUAAAAGCGUCGAAAUGGAUGGGUUCAGUUCCUACAAUGAUAUGUUUGCCGGGCAUUUGGUGAUUGAAUGUGAAUAAUAGUACCAUGUACAUUUGCUAUGCUGUAAAUUUGGAAUACAAUUAUUGUAGAAUAGGAAAU
This is a messenger RNA of Solenopsis invicta (red fire ant), 2826 nucleotides long. It is a transcript of the gene lolal, whose product is annotated as longitudinals lacking protein-like. The coding region runs from base 227 to 610 and encodes 127 amino acids. Gene Ontology annotation, cellular component: nucleus. Gene Ontology annotation, molecular function: protein binding. Lineage: Eukaryota; Metazoa; Arthropoda; Insecta; Hymenoptera; Formicidae. Gene Ontology annotation, biological process: regulation of transcription by RNA polymerase II. The transcript is spliced from 4 exons. The record is from RefSeq and is a predicted model, not a curated record.